CAGCACCAGUCAGCAAAGUGAAUAAGUACUGUGCUUCUUCCAACCUUCACCCCACUUGGAGGAAAAAGAACAGCAUCAUGUCAAACAUCACGAUUGACCCGGAUGUCAAGCCUGGCGAGUAUGUCAUCAAGAGCCUCUUUGCAGAAUUUGCUGUUCAGGCCGAAAAGAAAAUUGAAGUUGUAAUGGCUGAACCCUUGGAGAAGCUGUUAUCCAGAUCUCUUCAGAGGGGUGAAGAUCUUCAGUUUGACCAGCUGAUAAGCUCCAUGAGCUCCGUUGCCGAGCACUGCCUCCCUUCCCUGCUUCGCACCUUGUUUGACUGGUACAGACGCCAAAAUGGAACUGAAGACGAGUCUUACGAGUAUAGGCCUCGCUCUAGCACCAAGUCCAAGGGGGAUGAACAGCAACGUGAAAGAGAUUAUCUUCUUGAAAGGAGGGACUUAGCAGUAGAUUUCAUUUUUUGUUUAGUUUUAGUUGAAGUUCUCAAGCAGAUUCCUGUUCAUCCUGUACCUGAUCCCUUAGUUCAUGAAGUUCUAAACUUAGCUUUCAAGCACUUUAAACACAAAGAAGGAUAUUCAGGAACCAACACGGGGAAUGUGCAUGUUAUUGCAGACCUGUAUGCAGAGGUCAUAGGGGUUCUUGCUCAGUCCAAGUUCCAGGCUGUGAGGAAGAAGUUUGUGACCGAGUUAAAGGAGCUGCGACAGAAAGAGCAAAGCCCCCAUGUGGUGCAGAGUGCCAUCAGCCUGAUCAUGGGGAUGAAGUUUUUCCGAGUCAAAAUGUACCCUGUGGAAGACUUUGAAGCAUCAUUUCAGUUUAUGCAGGAAUGUGCUCAGUAUUUCUUAGAAGUAAAAGAUAAAGAUAUAAAACAUGCACUUGCUGGUUUGUUUGUGGAGAUUCUUAUCCCUGUAGCUGCUGCUGUUAAAAAUGAAGUGAAUGUUCCCUGUUUGAAAAAUUUUGUGGAGAUGCUUUAUCAGACUACUUUUGAACUGAGCUCCAGAAAGAAGCAUUCAUUGGCUUUAUAUCCAUUAAUCACCUGCCUUUUAUGUGUCAGUCAGAAACAGUUUUUUUUAAAUAACUGGCAUAUUUUCCUACAGAACUGUUUGUCACAUUUAAAGAAUAAAGAUCCUAAAAUGUCUCGCGUUGCACUGGAAUCUUUGUAUAGAUUAUUGUGGGUUUAUGUAAUUAGAAUAAAAUGUGAAAGCAACACUGUAACUCAAAGUCGUCUUAUGAGCAUAGUGUCAGCACUUUUCCCAAAAGGCUCACGAAGUGUGGUUCCUCGGGACACCCCUCUGAACAUAUUUGUGAAGAUUAUUCAGUUCAUUGCUCAGGAACGUUUGGAUUUUGCAAUGAAAGAAAUAAUAUUUGAUCUUCUCAGUGUUGGAAAAUCUACUAAAACUUUUACCAUUAAUCCAGAGAGAAUGAACAUAGGCCUCAGAGUCUUCCUGGUAAUAGCAGACAGCUUGCAGCAGAAGGAUGGGGAGCCGCCAAUGCCCACAACAGGCGUUAUCCUUCCCUCGGGAAACACCCUUCGUGUAAAGAAAAUUUUCCUCAACAAAACCUUGACAGAUGAAGAAGCAAAAGUCAUAGGAAUGUCAGUUUACUAUCCUCAAGUAAGAAAAGCAUUAGACAGCAUUCUCAGGCAUCUAGACAAAGAAGUCGGGAGACCCAUGUGCAUGACCAGUGUGCAGAUGUCCCAUAAGGAGCCUGAAGACAUGAUCACGGGGGAAAGAAAACCAAAAAUUGAUUUAUUUAGAACUUGUAUUGCUGCUAUUCCAAGGCUGAUUCCUGAUGGCAUGAGCAGAACUGACCUCAUUGAAUUGUUAGCAAGACUCACGAUUCACAUGGAUGAAGAACUGCGUGCCCUGGCCUUCAAUACUCUGCAGGCGCUAAUGCUUGAUUUUCCGGACUGGCGGGAGGACGUCCUCUCAGGAUUUGUUUAUUUCAUUGUUCGUGAUGUGACUGAUGUCCAUCCCACGCUCCUUGAUAAUGCUGUCAAGAUGUUGGUCCAGUUGAUAAAUCAGUGGAAACAAGCAGCUCAGAUGCAUAACAAAAACCAGGACUCGCAGCAUGAUGUAGCUAAUGGCAUGUCUCACCCCCCUCCUCUGGAGAGGAGCCCGUAUUCUAGCGUGUUCCAUGUGGUCGAGGGCUUUGCGCUUGUCAUUCUCUGUAGCAGUCGACCUGCCACCAGGAGAUUAGCCGUCAGUGUCCUUAGAGAAAUACGGGCUCUGUUUGUACUUUUGGAGAUACCUAAGGGUGAUGAUGAGUUGGCCAUAGAUGUGAUGGACAGACUGAGCCCGUCCAUUCUUGAGAGCUUCAUACAUCUCACUGGGGCUGAUCAGACCGCUCUGCUCUACUGCCCCAGCUCGGUAGAUCUGCAGACACUGGCAGAGUGGAACUCUUCUCCCAUCAGCCACCAGUUUGACGUGAUUAGUCCAUCACACAUAUGGAUAUUCGCACAUGUGACCCAAGGCCAAGACCCAUGGAUCAUAAGUCUCUCCAGUUUUCUAAAGCAAGAAAACCUCCCUAAGCACUGCGCAACCACCGUGAGCUACGCUUGGAUGUUUGCAUACACAAGGCUUCAGUCGUUGUCCCCGCAGGUUGAUAUAAAUAGCCCCAUCAAUGCUAAGAAGGUGAGCACCGCCACCAGCAGUGACUCCUAUGUAGGCCUGUGGAGGAACUACCUGAUCCUGUGCUGCAGCGCGGCCGCCUCAGCAUCCUCACCCACGUCUGCAGGCUCCGUGCGGUGCUCCCCUCCCGAGACACUGGCAUCCACCCCUGACAGCGGCUACAGCAGCGAUUCCAAGAUCGUUGGCAUCCCAUCCCCUUCCUCCCUGUUCAAGCACAUAGUUCCAAUGAUGCGCUCUGAAAGCUUGGAGAUCACAGAAUCCCUCGUUCUUGGUCUUGGCAGGACCAACCCAGGAGCUUUCAGGGAACUAAUAGAGGAAUUACAUCCCAUAAUUAAAGAAGCACUAGAAAGAAGGCCAGAGAAUAUGAAACGGCGCAGGCGUCGAGACAUUUUGCGAGUACAGCUGGUGCGGAUAUUUGAACUGCUGGCAGAUGCUGGUGUCAUUAGUCACAGUGCAAGUGGUGGCCUUGAUAAUGAGACUCAUUUCCUCAACAACACUUUAUUGGAGUAUGUAGAUUUAACUAGACAACUCCUGGAAGCAGAAAAUGAAAAAGACUCUGACACACUGAAGGAUAUACGGUGCCAUUUCAGUGCCUUAGUGGCGAAUAUCAUUCAGAAUGUCCCAGUACACCAGAGAAGAAGCAUUUUCCCCCAGCAGAGCCUUCGCCACAGCCUGUUCAUGCUGUUCAGCCACUGGGCAGGCCCCCUUAGCAUCAUGUUUACGCCCUUGGACAGAUACAGUGAUAGAAAUAUGCAAAUCAAUAGACACCAGUACUGUGCGUUAAAGGCUAUGUCUGCUGUACUGUGUUGUGGCCCUGUUGCAGAUAAUGUCGGACUUUCCUCAGAUGGCUAUUUGUACAAAUGGUUGGAUAACAUUUUGGACUCUCUGGACAAAAAGGUUCACCAGCUGGGCUGUGAGGCAGUCACGUUGCUGCUGGAGCUGAACCCGGACCAGAGCAACCUGAUGUACUGGGCUGUGGAUCGCUGCUACACAGGCUCCAAGCGGGUGGCGGCCGGCUGCUUCCAAGCCAUCGCCAACGUGUUCCAGAACAGGGAUUAUCAGUGUGACACAGUGAUGCUUCUAAAUCUGAUACUGUUCAAAGCAGCUGAUUCUUCUAGAAGUAUCUAUGAAGUUGCUAUGCAGCUUUUACAGAUUCUGGAACCGAAGAUGUUUCGUUACGCGCACAAGUUGGAGGUCCAGAGGACGGAUGGGGUGCUGAGCCAGCUGUCCCCACUCUCGCACCUGUACUCUGUGUCCUACUACCAAUUGUCUGAGGAGCUGGCAAGGGCGUACCCCGAGCUCACCCUUGCCAUAUUUUCAGAGAUAAGCCAGAGGAUCCAGACAGCCCACCCGGCGGGGCGCCAGGUCAUGCUACACUACUUGCUCCCCUGGAUGAACAACAUUGAGCUGGUGGACUUGAAGCCUCUGCCCCCUGCCAGGCGGCUGGACGAGGAUGAGGACGACGUGCUCAGAGACCGGGAGCUCAUGGUGACAAGCAGGCGCUGGCUGCGUGGAGAAGGCUGGGGGUCCCCACAGGCCACUGCAAUGGUCUUGAACAAUCUAAUGUACAUGACUGCAAAGUACGGGGACGAGCUGGCCUGGUCGGAAGUAGAGAACGUGUGGACCACACUCGCAGAUGGCUGGCCCAAAAACCUCAAGAUAAUCCUGCACUUUCUGAUCAGCAUCUGUGGGGUGAAUAGUGAACCAAGCCUCUUGCCUUACGUGAAGAAAGUCAUUGUGUAUUUAGGUAGAGACAAAACAAUGCAGUUGCUGGAAGAGCUGGUGGGUGAACUCCAGCUGACUGACCCAGUCAGUUCAGGGGUCACUCACAUGGACAACCCUCCCUACUACCGCGUCACUUCCAGCUACAAAGUCCCUUCUGUCACCUCAGGAACUACUUCCAGUAGCAAUACGAUGGUAGCUCCCACCGAUAGCAAUUCUGACAAUAAGCCCUUGAAAGAGAAUAUGGAAGAGAGCUGUGUGCACCUGGACGUCUACAGUGGACUGAACAGCCAUUUGAACCGCCAGCACCACAGGCUUGAGUCUCGGUAUAGCAGCAGCUCCGGGGGAUCUUACGAGGAAGAAAAAAGUGACUCAAUGCCACUUUAUUCUAAUUGGCGGCUGAAGGUGAUGGAGCAGAACCAAGGAGAGCCACUGCCCUUCCCGCCAGCUGGAGGCUGCUGGUCGCCGCUGGUGGAUUACGUGCCUGAAACGUCAUCACCUGGAUUGCCUCUUCACAGGUGUAACAUUGCUGUGAUCCUUCUGACCGACCUGAUCAUUGAUCACAGCGUGAAGGUGGACUGGGGAAGCUACCUCCCUCUUCUUCUCCAUGCAGUUUUUAUAGGGUUUGACCACUGCCACCCUGAGGUGUACGAACACUGCAGGCGCUUGCUUCUGCACUUACUAAUCGUCAUGGGACCCAGCAGUAACAUUCGCACCGUCGCCUCUGUCCUUCUCAGGAACAAGGAGUUCAACGAGCCCAGGGUGCUCACUGUCAAACCAACUGCACACUUUGAUUACACCCUCACAGCAGGUAUUCACGAGUUUGUCCCCGACUACCAGCCCUCCCCCAUGACCGACUCAGGGCUCAGCUCCAGCUCUACCUCGUCCAGCAUCAGCCUAGGGCAUGGCAGCGCCACUGCAGGCCACCUGCACCCCACCCUGCUCGGUGGGGCAGGCCUGGUGGUGGAGCAGGACAGCCAAGUCAAAGCCCUCCUGGAGUUCAUCACCUCGAGAAAAAGAGGGCCUCUCUGGAACCAUGAGGACGUUUCUGCCAAGAAUCCCAGCAUAAAGAGUGCAGAACAGUUAACGACAUUUUUGAAGCAUGUGGUUUCUGUUUUUAAGCAGUCAAGCUCAGAAGGCGUCCAUCUGGAACACCACCUCAGCGAAGUUGCACUGCAGACGGCACUCUCCUGCUCCUCACGACACUAUGCCGGGAGGUCCUUCCAGAUCUUCCGGGCCCUGAAGCAGCCUCUCUCAGCCACAACGCUUUCCGACCUUCUCUCCAGACUUGUGGAGACUGUGGGGGACCCAGGAGAGGACGCGCAGGGCUUCGUGAUUGAGCUUCUCCUCACCUUGGAGUCUGCAAUCGACACGUUGGCAGAAACCAUGAAGCAUCACGACCUCCUCUCUGCCCUUGCUCAAACCUCCUACCAUGAUCCUCUAAUGGGAAACAAAUAUGCAGCUAACAGGAAGAGCACUGGGCAGCUCAAUCUGAGCACAAGUCCCAUUAACAGCAGCCAUUCCUUGGGGUGUCACAGUAACGUAAGAAGUAACUCUUUGAGACUAAGUCUGAUUGGUGACCGGAGAGGUGACCGACGGCGGAGUAACACACUGGAUAUAAUGGAUGGCCGGCUCCAGCAUAGCAGCAGCCUGGCGAGGACUCGAAGCCUCUCCUCCCUGAGGGAGAAGGGCGGGUAUGACGUACAACCCACCACCGAGCCCGCCAACCUGAUGGCCACCAUCUUCUGGAUAGCAGCCUCACUGCUGGAGUCGGAUUACGAGUAUGAAUACCUCCUGGCCCUCCGGCUUCUCAACAAGCUGCUCGUCCACCUGCCUCUGGAUAAGUCAGAAAGUCGAGAGAAGAUCGAGAGCGUGCAGAACAAGCUGAAGUGGACUACCUUCCCUGGACUCCAGCAGCUCUUCCUCAAGGGCUUUACCUCGGCGGCCACACAGGAAAUGACCGUGCACCUCCUCAGCAAGCUCAUUUCUGUCUCCGGACACGUACUGGUGGAUCCCUCCCAGCUGUCAGGCUUUCCUCUUAACAUCCUUUGCUUAUUGCCUCACUUAAUCCAGCAUUUUGACAGCCCAACUCAGUUUUGCAAAGAAACAGCUAGUCGAAUAGCAAAGGUUUGUGCAGAAGCAAAGUGCCCCACACUGGUCAACCUGGCACACAUGAUGAGUCUGUAUAGCACACACACGUACUCCAGGGACUGCGCCAACUGGAUCAACGUGGUGUGCCGGUACCUGCAUGACUCCUUCUCGGAGACCACGUUCAGUCUCGUGACCUACUUGGCAGAGCUGUUAGAAAAAGGGCUGUCCAGUAUGCAGCAGUCACUACUCCAGAUUAUCUACAGCCUGUUGAGUCAUAUUGACCUGUCUACAGCCCCUGCCAAGCAGUUUAAUCUGGAGAUCAUAAAGAUAAUUGGCAAAUAUGUCCAGAGUCCUUACUGGAAGGAAGCCCUGAACAUACUCAAACUGGUGGUGUCACGCUCUGCAAGUCUUGUCGUACCCAAUGACAUCCCCAAGACCUACGGGGGAGACAUGGGCUCUCCAGAAAUAUCCUUCACUAAGAUCUUUAAUAAUGUUUCCAAGGAGUUGCCAGGAAAGACCUUGGACUUUCAUUUUGAUAUAUCUGAGACACCAAUUAUUGGGAAUAAAUAUGGCGAUCAGCACAGUGCAGCAGGAAGAAAUGGGAAACCGAAGGUGAUUGCUGUCACUCGAAGCACCUCCUCCACGUCUUCUGGCUCCAACUCAAAUGCUUUGGUUCCCGUCAGCUGGAAGAGGCCACAGUUGUCACAGCGAAGAACAAGAGAAAAGCUAAUGAAUGUGCUCUCUCUCUGUGGCCCAGAGUCUGGCCUCCCAAAGAAUCCAUCGGUUGUAUUUUCUUCUAAUGAGGAUCUGGAAGUUGGCGACCAGCAGACAAGCCUAAUUUCCACGACGGAGGACAUCGUUCAAGAAGAAGGACUCGCUGUGGAAGACAACAGCAGCGAGCAGCAGUUUGGUGUUUUUAAGGAUUUUGACUUUUUAGAUGUUGAGUUGGAAGAUGCAGAGGGAGAGAGCAUGGACAACUUCAACUGGGGCGUCCGCAGGCGCUCACUGGACAGCAUUGACAAAGGGGACACACCAUCCCUCCAGGAGUACCAGUGUUCCAGCAGCACCCCCAGCCUCAACCUGACCAACCAGGAGGACACGGAUGAGUCCUCUGAAGAGGAAGCAGCCCUCACUGCCAGCCAAAUCCUCUCUCGCACACAGAUGCUGAACAGUGACCCUGCCACAGAUGACUCCCUGCCAGACCACCCGGACCUGCUUCUCCAGGUCCAGGACCCCACGGGUAGCAUCACAGCAGAGGACGUGCUCCAGAUCCAAGAUGAGCCCCUAGAUAGUGCUAGCAGCCAGCCGCCUGAGGAUACAAGUUCAGUAUUAAGGGAGGAACAUGUUACAGCCUUUGAAGAUGAAGGGUCAUAUUUAAUUCAAGAACAGCAGGAUUCUCUUGUGUGUCAAGGAAUUCUUGAUUUAGAAGAAACGGAAAUGCCGGAGCCUCUGGCUCUUGAAAGCUACCCCGAGUCCAUCUGCGAGGAGGACGUGACCCUGGCCUUGAAAGAACUGGAUGAAAGGUGUGAGGAGGAAGAGGCGGAUUUCUCUGGCCUGUCCAGCCAAGAUGAGGAAGAACACGAUGGCUUUCCCGACACACACACGUCACCCCUGCCAUCACCAUUCCUGUCUGCCAUCAUCGCUGCCUUCCAGCCCGUAGCUUGCGAGGAUGAGGAGGAAGCCUGGCGCUGCCACGUCAACCAGAUGCUGUCUGACUCGGAUGGCUCCUGUGCAGUGUUCACCUUCCACGUGUUUUCCAGGCUGUUCCAGACGAUUCAGAGGAGGUUUGAGGAGAUCACAAACGAGGCAGUGGGCUUUCUUGGGGAGAGUCUGCAGCGCAUUGGAGCCAAGUUCAGGGGUUCCCUGGAGGUGAUGCUGCUGUGCUCAGAGUGCCCCACAGUCUUCGUGGACGCAGAAACGCUGGUGUCAUGUGAUUUACUAGAGACCCUCAAGUUCAGUGUUUUGGAGCUGCAGGAGCACCUGGAUACGUACAAUGCCAAGAGAGAGGCCGCUGAGCAGUGGCUAGACAAUUGUAAGAGGACAUUUGGUGCCAAAGAAGACAUGUAUAGGAGAAACCCAGAUGCACAACAAAUGGAAAUACUAGCAGAGCUGGAGCUCUGCCGAAGACUGUACAAGCUGCACUUUCAGCUGCUACUCCUGUUCCAGGCCUACUGCAAACUCAUCAGCCAAGUCGGCACGAUAAAAAAUGCCGCAGAGGUCAUCAACAUGUCAGAGGAACUUGCCCAACUGGAAAGCAUCCUCAAAGAAGCAGAGAAGGCUUCAGAAAAAGAAGAAAUCGACAUUUCCAAAGCUGCACAAACAACCAUAGAAACGGCCAUUCAUUCUUUAAUCGAAGCCCUGAAAAAUAAGGAAUUUGUAUCAGCUGUCGCACAAGUCAAAGCUUUCAGAUCUCUCUGGCCCAGUGACAUCUUUGGCAGCUGUGAGGACGACCCGGUGCAGACGCUGUUACACAUUUACUUCCACCAUCAGACGCUGGGCCGGACAGGAAGCUUCGCUGUUGUUGGCUCCAACCUGGACAUGUCAGAAGCCAGCUACAAGCUGAUGGAGCUGAACUUGGAAAUACGAGAGUUCCUCCGCGUGCUGCCAUCCUUCCAGCUGCUGGCACAGGCCAAGCCACUGGGAAGCGUACUGAGCACUGGGUUCUGA
Carlito syrichta (Philippine tarsier) is the source of this 9104-nucleotide messenger RNA. RefSeq names its product FRY like transcription coactivator (gene FRYL). Gene Ontology annotation, biological process: neuron projection development; cell morphogenesis. The coding region runs from base 78 to 9104 and encodes 3008 amino acids. The transcript is spliced from 61 exons. Gene Ontology annotation, cellular component: cell cortex; site of polarized growth. The record is from RefSeq and is a predicted model, not a curated record. NCBI's taxonomy places the organism in Eukaryota, Metazoa, Chordata, Mammalia, Primates, Tarsiidae.